Molecule: messenger RNA, 1680 nt
Organism: Sphenostylis stenocarpa
Lineage: Eukaryota; Viridiplantae; Streptophyta; Magnoliopsida; Fabales; Fabaceae
Source: the annotation of a GenBank genome assembly
AUGUACACCAACAUUUCCAAAGCCCAGGCACUUCAUUUCGCCGCUAUAAUCGCUUGGCAACCUAAAUGCUCCACUUCACCCCACGCCUUAAAGUCCCACUCUUUACCACUCGCUUAUCAUCAAAACCCCAUGUUAAAGAUCGCCACUUCACAUAAAUUUGGAACCUCGGAAACCGUGAAGUUAGCAAAUCCACAUGGGUUGGUGCUACAAAUUGCUAGAAGAUUUUAUGGGGCAAGAAGUGCUGAAAAGCAACUUCCUUGGUUAGAAGUGGACAAUGAGGUUAAGGAAGAACCUAAGGUGGUGGAGAAAGCAAAAAUGGCUGGGAUUAGUAGGCCUAUUCAAGAGGGUGGUUCAGCAAAGAAGGUGGGUAGUAAGUCCUCUUGGGAACAGUCUAUUGAAAGGUUAGAUAAAUGUCAUAAAACAGAAGUUCCAGGAACUAAGCCGAGAUCAGCAGCAGCUGCAACAUUUUCUGUGAAAGGUGGUGCUUCAGCUGCUGCUAGUAAGGAAAGGAAGAGUGAAUUGGUUGAGAAGUUGGGAGAGCACAGGAGUGAUUUUGGUAAAAGGUAUGUUAAGUUUGAUGAUAAUGGUGAGGAAGGAGUUGAUGAUGAAAUGGGGGAGGAGAUUGAUGAUCCAAGGUGGGAUAACAUAAAGAAUAGGUUCGAGGGGACGGUGGGGGCAAAAGUUGGAAUGGAGAGACCCGAGUUUCGAAGAUGGAAUAAACAGGAGAAUUGGGGUAGAAAGACAUGGAAAGAGGCCACCGAAUCCACUGUGCCUAAGAUUGUUGGUGAAGGAAUCUAUGGGGUUGGUCCAGUUUUGGCUGCAUUGUCAGCUGAUCGAAGGGAAUUUUAUGCAUUGUAUGUUCAAGAAGGAUUGGAUUUGAGUAGUAACAAUAGGAAGAAGAAGGACAAGAAAGGGUUUGAGAGAGUUCUGAAGAUUGCGGAGAAGCUUGGUUUGAGUAUAAAAGAAGCAUCGAAACAUGAUUUGAAUAUGGUGGUUGAUAACCGUCCUCAUCAGGGUUUGGUUUUAGAUGCUUCACCACUAGAGAUGGUGAAAAUAAAGGAACUGGACCCUGUUUCUGUUGAUGAAGGGAAGGGUUCCCUUUGGAUUGCCCUGGAUGAGGUUACUGAUCCACAGAAUUUGGGGGCAAUAAUUAGGUCUUCAUACUUUUUUGGAGCUUCUGGGGUAGUGUUAUGUGCCAAGAAUUCAGCCCCAUUGAGUGGUGUUGUGAGCAAAGCAAGUGCUGGCUCUCUUGAGUUAAUGGAACUUAGAUAUUGCAAGAAUAUGAUGCAAUUCUUAGUGUCUUCAGCUGAAAAUGGUUGGCGAGUUCUUGGGGGCUCUGUCUCCUCUAAAGCUAUUUCUUUGGAUGAGGUUGUGCCUGGUCCGCCAACUAUUCUUGUUUUGGGCAGCGAGGGCACUGGUCUGAGACCACUGGUGGAGAGAUCAUGUACUCAGUUAGUUAGAAUUCCUGGGAACAUUUCUCUUGACUCAAAUACUAGUGAAUUGGAUGGUGAAAGUAAUGAUUUGAAUUCCCAGAGCUCUGGUAAAGAGUUUCUGUCUUUUUUGGCAGUGGAAAGCUUAAAUGUCAGUGUUGCAGCAGGUGUACUUGUUCACCACUUAAUCGGGAGAAAGUUAAUAGAUUCAUUACAAACGGAGAAUAAACAGAUUGAUGUGUCGGAGUGA